ACGCCGUUGGCGCCAACGCAGGUCGAGGCGCCAGCGCAAGGCCCACUUUCUCGUUUGACCGGAGGAGCCCGAGGACGGGGGCUUGAGGUCCGCGCGGGAUCACGUGGGUUCUCGUCCCCGCUGGUCGGGGUACGAGUAGGGAGCUGGUCUCGCCUAACACAUGCGGCUGGCACGCUUGCGCGUCUUUAUUCGCUCGCCAAGUGGACGUUUCAGAAGGCGAUGGCGUCAGGCACGGAAGGCCCCGGCGCGUCCGCCGGCUACGUGAAGGAGUUCACGCGCCACUGCAGCGACGUGCUGCUCAACCUCAACGAGCUCCGGCACCGCGGCAUCUUGACGGACGCCACCCUGGCGGUGGGCGACGCGCGGCUACGGGCUCACUCCGCCGUGCUGGUGGCCUGCAGCGGGUUCUUCUAUUCGCUUUCCACGCGGGCCGAGCAGCACAUGAGCGUGUCCCUGCCGGGCCACCUGGAGCCCGGCGGCGUCUCCCUCCUGCUGGACUUCAUGUACACGUCCCGCCUGCCCCUGACGCCCGCCACCGCCCCCGGCGUGCUUGCCGCCGCCGCCUACCUGCAGAUGGACCACGUGGCCGACACCUGCCGGGACUUCAUGCGGCUGCACUGCAGGGAAAAGACGAUCAGCAGACACCCCCGAUUGGAGCUGGACCCCAGGGUGUCUGCGGCUUCCGUGGGCCCCAAAGGUGGAGACCUGCCAAAUCCUGGCCCACAAGCGGCGCGCCGAGUCGGGGUGCCGGCCGAGCCGGCGGACCCGCUGGCGCCUCCGCGGAAGCCCGCUUCAGAGGAUCUAAAGAAGGAGCCCGACUCGCCGCCUCCGUCUCCCGGCAGCCCGGCCCGCUGCGGCUGCCAGCCCAGCUCCCCCGCCGAGUCCAAAACCUGCAACAACAGUCCUGCGAGUUGUAACAAGCGGGACGGUCCGGACGCGCUGGCGGCUCAGCGCGACGGCAAAGCCACGCCGGACCCAAAGUGGCGCAACUGGAAAAAGUACAAGUACAUCGUCCUCAACCCUCUGUGCCUCGGGAGCUCGGCGAAGGAGGAGCCACGGCGGCGCCUGGCCGGCGCGGCGCAGGCGUGGCCCGGAGAAGUGCCCGGUCAGAUUGAUAGACAGGGGCAGGCCUCCUGCUACGAGGGUUCUGGCCGAGCCCCUCCCCUCGGGCCACCCGCCUCCGCGCAGGAGGGAGCGGCCAAUGGACCUGCCACUCAUUACCGCCACCAUCAGGCCACCGAUCGGCAGUGCUACGCGCCUCACCCGGGCAACACCAGAGGAGGCAAAACCGUACUUUCGGACGGCAAGCCGUACCGCUGCGACGUGUGCGGCGCCCACUUCAACCGGCCGGCCAACCUCAAGACGCACGCCCGCAUCCACUCGGGCGAGAAGCCGUACCGCUGCGACACCUGCGGCGCCCGAUUCGUUCAGGUGGCUCACCUGCGAGCCCACAUCCUGAUCCACACGGGCGAGAAGCCGUACCCGUGUCACAUUUGCGGCACCCGCUUCCGCCACCUGCAGACCCUCAAGAGCCACCUGCGCAUCCACACCGGGGAGAAGCCGUACUCGUGCGAAAAGUGCGAGCUCCGCUUCCGCCACAAGAGUCAGCUGCGCCUGCACCUGCGCCAGAAGCACGGCGCCGUGACCAACACCAAGGUCCGCUACAAGGUCCUCACCGAGCCCUACCCGCCGCUUCUGCAGGCCUGCUAAAAAACCCCCCCCAAAAAACAUGCAUGAAAGGUUCCGCUGCCUGGUUGGGAAAAAAAAGUUGGAUGAGAGUGUAAGAGGAAGUGUUUGUGGAAGAGUUUGCGAAGAGUUUGAGAGUUCUGAGGAAGGGAACGGAGCAAAGUGUCACGUUGGAGCGAACCCCAAGCGACGGUGAAUUUUGGCAGUUGCUUCAAAGAGGCCAUUUUGAAUCAGUUUUUCUUUUUUUUUUUUUGCCCCCAUUUCGACAUUGAGCAAGACGCAUUCAAAGCAGUGGAAAAGCCCAAAGCGGCUGGGGGGGGGGCGGGUUCUCGUCGGGUCUCAGUCCCUUGAGAGGCCUGGCGCCUCGCAUGUUCUUUGAAAGAACUUUGGCGUUGGAGACGCGCUUGAAAAAAAAAAGCGUUUUUAGCCCCCAAAAAAUGACCAUGAUCAACUAUUGUCGAGAAACGGUCAAGAAUGAGCUGCUUCAUUUGCUGGACAAAGAUGCUUUGUGUGAUUUGAAUUAAAUCGCAGCCUUGAUAUC
Molecule: messenger RNA, 2227 nt
Organism: Hippocampus zosterae (dwarf seahorse)
Lineage: Eukaryota; Metazoa; Chordata; Actinopteri; Syngnathiformes; Syngnathidae
Gene: bcl6b
Product: BCL6B transcription repressor
Exons: 12
Coding region: 220-1710 (496 amino acids)
Biological process (GO): regulation of transcription by RNA polymerase II
Cellular component (GO): nucleus
Molecular function (GO): protein binding; RNA polymerase II cis-regulatory region sequence-specific DNA binding; DNA-binding transcription factor activity, RNA polymerase II-specific
Source: RefSeq, a predicted model, not a curated record